GUUGUUUUGUUGUUUUGCUCAAACGUCAACAAGGAAAGCGUUGUUUCGCGCUCGUUUUAAUUUUGGGCUUAUUUAUAACAUAAACUGUAGGAUAACUCCACCCGUAAACCAUGGACAACGAUCGGUUAACACAACUGCCCAUGUCCCGCAUUCGAACCGUGAUGAAGACGUCCCCCGACAUGGGAAACAUCAACCCGGAAGCGCUGUUUCUAAUGUGCCGUGCAGCCGAAAUGUUUAUCGAACACAUGGCAAAGGGAGCUCACCGUCCGGGGAAGAAAUCGCUCGAGUAUAAAGAUCUUGCACAGUACGUGGAAAACGAUGACAAGCUGGAGUUCCUGCAACAGAUCCUGCCGAAGAAAAUUACCGUCAAAGAGUACAAAGCGAUGAUGGCGAAAAAGCCGGGCACGGAUGAGGAUACCGACAGUGAGGAGGAAGCGGAAGAGGAAUCCGGAAACGAGGAGGCGGAACAGGAUGCGGACGAUGAUGAUGUGGUGGAGGUGGUGACCGAGGGCAAACAGAAGACCAAACAGCAGCAGCAGCAGCAGCAACAGCAAGACAGUGAGGAUUCGGCGUCCGAUAGUGGGGAAAGCAAUAGCGUGAUAUCCAUCGAGUCUAGCUCCGAUGAGAAGGAAAAUUCCAAAAACGUUAGCAAUAAGAAAUCACCGUUGAAGCACAAAACAGGCGACUCACCGUAAGGGGGGCUCCUUUUUAUCAAUCAUUGCUAGCACCGGCCUCAAACUUCCCGCGAUUAUACCGUGUGCCAGCAGAAACCGGCAGUGGGGUUUUCUGCACUUCUGCUAGGAUGGAUCACCAUUGCAGUAUAUUUAUUUAAAUAAUAGCAGUAAACUGUCGUUAGUUUGAUGGGUAAACCCUGCUGUUUGCAAUGCAAGA
Molecule: messenger RNA, 891 nt
Organism: Anopheles stephensi (Asian malaria mosquito)
Lineage: Eukaryota; Metazoa; Arthropoda; Insecta; Diptera; Culicidae
Gene: Chrac-16
Product: chromatin accessibility complex protein 1
Exons: 2
Coding region: 111-695 (194 amino acids)
Cellular component (GO): nucleus; CHRAC
Molecular function (GO): protein heterodimerization activity
Source: RefSeq, a predicted model, not a curated record